Messenger RNA from Bufo gargarizans (Asiatic toad), 1377 nucleotides. It is a transcript of the gene SLC10A4, whose product is annotated as solute carrier family 10 member 4. Gene Ontology annotation, molecular function: bile acid:sodium symporter activity. Lineage: Eukaryota; Metazoa; Chordata; Amphibia; Anura; Bufonidae. The coding region runs from base 7 to 1236 and encodes 409 amino acids. Gene Ontology annotation, cellular component: membrane. The transcript has 3 exons. The record is from RefSeq and is a predicted model, not a curated record. Gene Ontology annotation, biological process: bile acid and bile salt transport.
UACAAGAUGGAAAACUCAAGUGCCAGUCCUCUGGAUGUGUCUAACUCUACACUAUGGAACUACAGAGAAAACUUCACAGAAGGGUCACCCCUGAAUCCUAAUGACACAUAUACCAUCAUUGGAGAUGACAGGACAGAUUCAAGUAGCAUGAUUGCAAUGCUUCAGGGGGUUCUGCCAGAGACACUAGCCACCUCUACACCUUUCUGGGAUAGCCCACUGAACUAUGGGCUCAGUGUGUUUGUUGGAGUGGCUCUGUGUGUGACAAUGCUAGGCUUGGGCUGCACUGUGGAAGUAAGUCAGAUAGGAGAACAUCUGAGAAGACCCAUUGGGGUCCUCCUGGCCCUCAUCAGUCAGUUUGUCCUUAUGCCAUUGAUGGCUUUCCUCCUGGCUUUGAUCUUCAAGCUCAAUGAAGUAGCAGCUGUUGCUGUUCUACUGUGUGGCUGCUGCCCUGGAGGAAACCUCUCCAACAUCAUGUCACUUCUUGUGAAUGGAGACAUGAAUCUCAGUAUCAUUAUGACCACAUCUUCUACACUCCUGGCGCUGCUCUUGAUGCCGCUCUGCCUGUGGAUUUACAGUCGUCCAUGGAUUAACACUCCACUUGUGCAAUUUCUACCACUCGGGGCUGUGACCCUGACCCUCUGUAGUACUCUCCUGCCUAUUGGCUUGGGGGUAUUUGUACGUUACCGAUACAGCAGGAUCGCUGACAUUCUACUUAAGGUGUCCCUCUGGUCUCUACUGGUCUCCUUGGUCCUUCUAUUUAUCCUUACUGGGGCAAUGCUGGGACCCGAGCUUCUGGCUACCAUCCCUCCCUCUGUGUACAUUGUAGCAGUGAUCAUGCCUAUGAUAGGCUACUCAAUGGGAUAUGGACUGGCCACAUUAUUCAAGCUUUCCCCCAACUGCAGAAGAACUGUGUCUCUGGAAACAGGAUGUCAGAACGUUCAGCUUUGCACUGCUCUUCUGAAGCUCGCCUUCCCGGCACAUCUCAUCGGAAGCAUGUACAUGUUUCCACUGCUAUACGCACUAUUCCAGGCCGCUGAGGCAGGAAUAUAUGUCUUAGUGUAUAAACUGUACCGAAAGGAAGUUCUCCACAAGCCAGAACCUAUGGAUGAAGAUGAGGACACAGAUAUUUCAUAUAAAAAGCUAAAGGAAGAAGAGAUUAAUGAAAUAUCCUAUGGGACAGUGACCUCACAAGACCAAAAUUAUGCAGUCACGGAGCCUCCAUCACAACUGCACUAGUCUUACUUGACAUUUUACAUGUCUGCAGUCAUGUUUACAUCAAAGUUCAUAGUUGCCAAGACAUUCAUUGGUGGAUAUACCGUAAUUACAUUUAUCUACAGUAAAAUUCCUUUAAAGGGGUUAUCCGGGUUAUUUUUUUGU